AUGUCUUCCGAUAAUAUAAAUAAUAAUGAUAACAAUAAUAAUAAUAUCAAUAUUUGGACAUCUGCCGAUAUAGAUCGUGUAAAGGAAGUUCUAAAUACUGGAAUAUCACCCGAUAUUCAAGAUCAAAAUGGGUAUACACCAUUAGCAGCAGCAGUUUCUUAUAAUCAUAUCGAAUUAGUUGAAUUCUUAUUAGCACAUGGAGCAAAUGUUAAUCUUUGUGAUAAUGAAGGUGAUUCCCCAUUAUUUUUGGCAGAAACUGUAGAAAUGGUACAAACAUUACUUGAUCAUGGAGCAGAUCCAUCUAUAACGAACAUUGAAGGAAAAACUCUCAAGUUAUUUUUGAAGAAGGAUGGUUAG
Diversispora eburnea is the source of this 357-nucleotide messenger RNA. NCBI's taxonomy places the organism in Eukaryota, Fungi, Glomeromycota, Glomeromycetes, Diversisporales, Diversisporaceae. The record is from the annotation of a GenBank genome assembly.